Aspergillus aculeatinus CBS 121060 is the source of this 2392-nucleotide messenger RNA. RefSeq names its product Zn(II)2Cys6 transcription factor. NCBI's taxonomy places the organism in Eukaryota, Fungi, Ascomycota, Eurotiomycetes, Eurotiales, Aspergillaceae. The record is from RefSeq and is a predicted model, not a curated record. Gene Ontology annotation, molecular function: DNA-binding transcription activator activity, RNA polymerase II-specific; zinc ion binding; RNA polymerase II cis-regulatory region sequence-specific DNA binding. Gene Ontology annotation, biological process: regulation of transcription by RNA polymerase II; DNA-templated transcription. The annotation marks the transcript as partial. The transcript has 3 exons. Gene Ontology annotation, cellular component: nucleus.
GUUUUCUUGGACAUCUGUCAUUUCACUUGUCUCUCAACAGCUCUCCCUUUCUAUCUAGAUCUUCCGGAUGAUCAGCAUGAUAGGACCCGCCCGCCGACGUCGAAGACCAGCGGUCUCGUGCUCUCUGUGCAGACGCCGCAAGAUCAAAUGUGAUCGUCAAGCUCCAUGUAGCCACUGUACUCGUUCCGGGAAUCAGGCUACCUGUGAGUAUGAUAAUUCCGACGUUUCUCGGCCUUCGCAGCCGGCGCUUGGUGUCACGCCCACCAGACCAGCCCCGUAUGCGAUACCCACCGAGGGCUCAUCGCAUAACGGUCACACAGCCCCAGAUACAAUCCCCAAUGGUGGGACAUCACAUACCAGCCGCACGGAAUCCUCUGUGCCCAGUCUCCACUCCGCUGCACAUACCACCGCCUCAACCGAAGCCUCGACUGUCGCCAGUCCCCAGUCGGACCCGAAUGUGGAGGCCCUCAGAGACAGGGUCCGACAGCUGGAACAGCGACUGGCUGAGACCGUAGCCAAGCCUGCGGUCCAGCCGCCUCCAGUGGCCCCAAUCCCGGAGGUCGUAACCGCAGGCUCCACGAUGACCGGGCUGUUCCAUUUGCAGCAUGACAAAGAUGCUGCUAGCUCGGCCGUAGCUAUCACUCGUAGUAUCAUGCACAAGUCGCGGCUAUUCGGCCAGAGCUUCUGGAUCAACGGCAUGGCGACGGAGUUCUGGAGCCUCUUCCAAAUCCUGGAAACCCAUGCGCGAGACCAAGGUAGUCAGGCGUUCACCAAGAUCCAGAAAUGUAAAGCCAUCGGCAAGAUCAUCAAGGAUAGACGCACACCCUCCUGGCCUGUAGUGACCGCCACUCCACUGCCCCGGAGAGAAGUUGCCGACCAGCUGGUGGACUGCUACCUGCGCACCAGCGAAGCCAUCCACCGCAUCCUGCACAUUCCUACCUUCCGUCGCGACUACGAUGCUCUCUGGGCAGCCCCGAGCACGCCGGACCCUGCGUUCGUGAUCCAGCUCAAACUGGUUCUGGCCAUCGGAGCGGCCACCUACGACGAACACUUCACGCUCCGUCCGUCGGCGAUGGCCUGGGUCUACGAGGCGCUGACCUGGCUCGCGAAGCCAGAGUACAAAGCCCACCUCAGCAUGCAGUUCCUCCAGCUCAACCUUCUCGUUCUUCUAGCGCGCGAAGCCACAGGCAUCGGCGGCACCCUGACCUGGAUCCCGGCGGGCUCACUCCUGCGCAUGGCGAUGCACAUCGGCCUGCACCGCGACCCGAACCACCUCCCCAAGCGCACCCUCUUCGCCUCCGAGAUGCGCCGCCGGCUCUGGAACACCGUCCUCGAACUCUCCGUCGCGUCGAGCAUGCUCUGCGGCGGGCCGCCGCUCCUCUCCCUGGAGGACUUCGACACCCUGCCUCCCAGCAACUACGACGACGACCAGCUCACCAACACCGCCACUACCGCCAGCAACGACACCGACACCGCCAACCCCCCAGCCCCACAACCCGACAACACAUUCACGCAGACCUCCAUCGCCAUCGCGUACCGCAAGACCUUCCCCGCGCGCCUAGCCAUCACGCAAGCCCUCAACAACCUCAACACGAAGCUCACCUACGAGGACACCCUCCGACUCGACGCGGACCUGCGCACGGCGUACCAAGAAACGUGCCACACCCUCCACACGCUCACCACCAACCAACCCCUGACCCGCACCCCCUCCCCGUUCACCCUGCACCUCCUCGACUUCCAAAUCAACCACCACUUCAUCGCCCUCCACAUCCCCUACUUCAUCCCGGCCCUCCACGACCCGAGAACCUACGCCUACACCCGCAAAGUCCUCACCGAAACCGCCCUCCGCAUCUGGUGCACCGCCUGGCCCUCAUCAGCCAUCAUCCACCCCGUCACAGCCACCACCAACCCCCCUUCCCCUUCCCCCUCUUUAACCCAUACCCAUACCCAUACCCAUGCCCAUACCCCCAAACCCCCAACACCAACCCCCAACCCCGACUCCGAACUCCUAUCAAGAUACAUAACCAACACCUCCAGCCCCUACACACAAACCACAAUGCAAGCCUACAACCUCGCCGCCUUCGAGCUCCGCGCCCAGCUGCGCGAGGCCUGCUCCGCCGCCCCUGCGUCCUUCGCCGCCGCCGCCGGGCCAUUGUCGCAUGGCUACCCCCACCAGCCCAUCCGCCACGACCUCCUGACCAUCACCCGCGAGGCCAAGCCCUGGCUCCGCCGGGGUCUGCGCAGCGGCGAGACCAACAUGAAGGGAUACCUGCUGCAGGCGCUGGUCGAGGCGCAGGUCGAGGCGGUGCUGCGGCGCGUGCCGGACGCGGAGCUGGGGGGGUGGUUGGUGCGCGCGGCGGAGCGGGCGGUGGAGGAGGCGUUGGGCGUUUUG